This is a messenger RNA of Staurois parvus, 738 nucleotides long. The record is from the annotation of a GenBank genome assembly. NCBI's taxonomy places the organism in Eukaryota, Metazoa, Chordata, Amphibia, Anura, Ranidae.
AUGUCCAAUCUUUACAGACAUCAGAGAUCUCACACAGGGGAAAAGCCGUAUUCCUGUCUUGAGUGCGGGAAAUCUUUUUCUAAUAAGUCAAAUCUUUACACACAUCGAAGGUGUCACACGGGGGAGAAACCGUAUUCCUGUCCUGAGUGUGGGAAAUGCUUUUUAGACAAAGCUAGUCUUCACGCACAUCAGAGAUCUCACACGGGAGAGAAGCCAUAUUCCUGUCCUGAGUGCGGGAAAUGUUUUUCAGAGAAGUACAGUCUUUACACACAUCAGAGAUCUCACACGGGGGAGAAGCCAUAUCCUUGUCCUGAGUGCGGGAAAUGUUUUUCACAGAAUUCCAGUCUGCACAAACAUAAGAGAUCUCACACAGGGGAGAAGCCAUAUUCCUGUCCUGUGUGCGGGAAAUGUUUUUCAGAGAAGUCCAUUCUACAAAAACAUCAAAGAUUUCACACAGGGGAGAAGCCGUAUUCCUGUCCUGAGUGUGGGAAAUGUUUUUCAAAGUCAUCAAAUCUUUACACACAUCAAAGAUCUCACACUGGGGAGAAGCUGUAUUCCUGUUCUGAGUGCGGGAAAUGUUUUAUAGAAAAAUCAAAACUUGUCAGACAUCAAAGAUCUCACACGGGGGAGAAGCCGUUUUCCUGUCCUGAGUGUGGGAAAUGUUUUUCAGAGAAGUCCAGUCUGCACAAACAUCAGAGAUCUCACACGGGGGAGAAGCCACUUUCCUGUCCUGAGUGA